Octopus sinensis (East Asian common octopus) is the source of this 3699-nucleotide messenger RNA. RefSeq names its product ubiquitin carboxyl-terminal hydrolase 43. The record is from RefSeq and is a predicted model, not a curated record. NCBI's taxonomy places the organism in Eukaryota, Metazoa, Mollusca, Cephalopoda, Octopoda, Octopodidae. Gene Ontology annotation, molecular function: cysteine-type deubiquitinase activity. The coding region runs from base 386 to 3595 and encodes 1069 amino acids. The transcript has 11 exons. Gene Ontology annotation, biological process: protein deubiquitination.
UUUAAUAUAAUAAGUAAAGAAUGAAAUAGCCUCGGGUAUUAUUAAUGGUAAAGUGUGAUUAAGCAUAUCCAAACAUGUCUUUCAAAGUGGCCAGGUGAAAACGAGGCUUUGACCCCAAUGACACUAUUGAUUCAAGAUACGAGUUGACGCUACUCAGCUAUGAGUAAGAAUAUCUCUUUCACGCUUAGGUUCUUCUUCAAUGGUGGCAAAAGGUAAACAUUCAUUUUACACCGAUUACGAUAACAGUUUUGCUUCUUUCUCCGUAUUCUUUCAAAUAUUGUUGGGGGGGAAAAACAUUCGUUGCAGUCCGAUUAGCCGACAGAGCAAUUUCUGAGGUUAAUGUUCUUGACGAAGAUGACGGAAUGUCUGUUGAUAAUAAAGUGAAAUGUUCACUUCAAAAAGUCAGCCAAAGUUUGCUACUUUAUGUGAGAAUAACCACAAUAUUUGUAUGGAUGAAGACAAACAGAAAACUCCAGAAUACAAUAUUGAUUCCACACACUCUCUGGAUACAAUCAACAAAUCUAAUAGAAAGGCAGUUUCAAACAGUAAAAAACCACACCGGAAAGCAUCUUUUAAAAAUGUAAAAGACUUCAUGAGCCGAAUUGUGAUGCGACAACUUCAGCUACAACCUUAUGAUAGUGAACAGUUUGAUUAUAGUUGUAACACAAGUCACGAUGAGGAUGACAAAAGAUACUUUACUAACUUGAAUAGUUGCGGGGAUAGUGCGAUUGUUUCUGUUGCUACAGUGACACCCAUCGGUGAUACCCUGCUAAAUGUUAAGUAUAAAGGCGACCAAAAUAUUUCAGUGAUGUCAGCUCCUAAGUCUAACCAUAGCAAUUCCACUAUGGCCAGCAAUGUAUCAUGUAAUCCUUCCGCGGUUACACCUCUGUCAGAGACUAGCGAUGGCACUAAAUAUAAACAUUAUAACAGUUGCUGUGAAUCAACAAUCCGCCCACUGCUUACUCACAAUAAUAAUAAUAAUGGUAUAAAUAGUGAUCAAAAUAUCCGCCAUGGAAGACAGAACAAAUUUAAGACACCUGUUUGGAAUGAUACCACUCCUGGAACAGUGGGACUUUAUAACCACGGCAACACUUGUUUUAUGAAUGCUGUACUACAAUGCAUUAGCAACGCAAGUUUUCUUUCUGGAUAUUUUGUUAUGGGACAUUACAAAGAAGAACUAAAAAACAACAAAAAUGUUUGUAAAAAGUUCGGAUCCAGUGGUGAGGUGACCGAACAAUUAGGUAUUCUGUUACGAAGCAUUUGGUCAGGAAAAUACAACCCCGAUAUUUCUAGUGAUUUCAAAACUGUUAUAGGUAAAUAUAAUUCCCAAUUUAAAGGAUUUAAUCAACACGACGCGCAGGAGUUCCUUCUCUGGUUAUUGGACCAAGUACACGAGGAUCUAAAUUUACCUAUUAAAAAGAGUAAGAAUAAUCAACAGGGCAAAUUUUCAUCUGAAAAAAGAUCAAUGGUCUCAGAAUUAUCACUGAGUAAGCAGACUAUAAUCUAUCAAAUGUUCCGGGGUUUGUACCAGUCGUCUUUAACGUGCUUAAAAUGUAGAAGACAAAGCAAUACCUAUGAUCCUUAUUUGUGUCUAUCUCUUCCUUUACCUCAGAUCUGUAACAGGGCAAUUUAUAUUAUCAUUGUGUAUCUAGAUCCAAAUGUAACUUUAAAAAGAAUUGGAAUUCUAAUGAAAAAUACUGAAACUUUUGGAGAUUUACGGAAAUGCUUGUCACAGUUACCAUCACACUAUCCAGCCAUUCCCAAAUUGAAAUAUCUCCUAUGCCAAAUUGAUGAUAAUGGAUAUUGCAAUUCAUACAGCGAUUCCAAAUUAUUAUCUGAUGUGGCUGAAUCUGAAGAUAUUUACUUGUUUGAGCUACCAACUCCUGUAUUUCAACCAGAAAUAUCUCUUACUUCAAAUUUUCAUGACCAACAAGACAGAAGGCACUCCUAUGAAAUGUCUUCAAUAAAUAUUUUACUUGUUCAUGCUGAACAAAUAAACAGUACAGCAGUUAGUGGAAAAUGCAUCAGAUUCUGUUGCCCUCACAUCAUCUCUGUUCUUCGAGACAUAAGCUAUCCAGAUUUACAAAACAGGAUAUUGCAAAGCUUGGGACCAGCCUUGAAAGAAAAUUUAUCAAAUUAUAGUAUGUCUAAGCAAAAACUACUCAUGAGAUUGCAUGUCAUGGACAGAAAUUUCCAACACAAUUAUCUUCCAAAUGAUGUUGAAAUGCCUCUUUAUAUGCCAGUCAUAGAUAAAGUUCUAGGUGUUCAUGAUGGAAAUUUGGAAGAACUACCUCUAAGAAUCAUUGUUGAAUGGGAUUCUCAUUUAUGGGAAAUGAUUGUUAAUCAUACAGCUCAACUUCUGGAAGAACAUAGCAGUGUUAUAAAUGUGCAAACUAUGCAACAGAAAAUGGGUCAUACCACUUUGAAAGAUUGUUUUUAUUUAUAUACACAAGAAGAAAAGCUGAGUGGAGAUGCCUGGAGAUGUCCACAUUGCCGUCAUCAACAAACAGGAGCAAUAAAGAAGUUACGACUAUGUUCCUUGCCUGAAAUUUUGGUUGUUCAUUUGAAACGUUUUAAACAGGUGAAAAUGCAACGCAAUAAAGUUGAUAUUCUGGUUGAUUUUCCAAUGUGGAGUUUAGAUCUCAGUCAGUAUUUGGUAAAUUUUAGUAAAUGGAAUCAGCAUAUGCAUGAUGGCUAUUCUUCAACUUAUGAUGAAAGCCUUAGGGAUGCUUAUGAUUUGUUUGCUGUAUGCAACCACUAUGGAAAUUUGAUUGGAGGUCAUUACACAGCAUUCUGCAAAAAUCCUGUGGAUGGUUCUUGGUAUCAAUUUGAUGACACUCAAGUAAAACCAAUUUCAAAAAAAGAGGUUGUAACAAAAGCAGCUUAUUUAUUGUUUUAUCAGCAUCGCGAGUUAUUUAAGCAUCAGAAGGAUGAGUUGCUAACUGGAACACAUUGGAUAUGUACUUUACAUGGCACAUCUUCAAGCUUAGAUUGUGCAUCAGAUCCUCCUCCAAGACCAACUAGUUACUCAAUAGACCAAAGUCCAGCACUGUCGUCUGAUCAAACAUCAUCCUGUCAGCCAGAUUCUGCAGUAAGAAUGAACCCUUAUGAUCAUCCAUGUUCAUCUCCUCCUGUACAUUUUGUUAACAGUACAACAUUUCAGAGUACUCGUGGGAUCCCAAAGACUCAUACGAACAGCAGUGAUUGUAACUACCAGUCACUUAAGACAUCUGAGGAAGAACACAGUUUUAAAAUAUCUGCAGAAAGACAACAGAAUCAGAAAACCAGUGGACAGAUAACAAAUCCUGGAACCAGAACUGAAUUGAAGAAAUUUGCUACUAUCGCUCGAACUGAAAAUCGAUUUGAUAAUAAUAGUUCAGUAGUUUUUUCAAGAUCCAAAACCUAUGAUGAUAUUAAAUCUUGCUCUCAACUUUCUUCUAAAAAGUCAAACAUUUCUCAGGGAUCAGAAACUCAGUCCAUAACUGAACCUAUACGGUACCAACCACAGCUACACUUACACAAGUAUAAAGAACAGACAUCAGCUUUCCACAAGAAGAAAUUACUUGGUCCUUGUUUAAAAGAAUCUUCAGUAUGAUUUUCAGUAUUCCAAAACAAAUAACUAAAUGAUGAAAUGAAUAGAUUCAUUUAUGUGUCAAAAUAUCAGAUAUUUUACAAUAAAUAUUACACAAGACACUUCUA